Messenger RNA from Octopus bimaculoides (California two-spot octopus), 630 nucleotides. RefSeq lists its product as uncharacterized. The record is from RefSeq and is a predicted model, not a curated record. Lineage: Eukaryota; Metazoa; Mollusca; Cephalopoda; Octopoda; Octopodidae.
AUGUAUAAAUGCUGUGAUCAGAUACUGAAGAAACCAUUUCUAUGUGACAUUAGUGUGAAGUCAUUCAUCAUAAGAAAUCAAUUAACUGAACAUAAAUUAAUUAUUGGAGGAUCAAUAGUUCAUACUAACAAUAUUUGUGGCAAAAGUUUCAUUAUGAGCAAUGCAUUAUCUGAUCACAAAAAUAUUCUCGCAGGAGAAACAUCCUAUCCCUGUGAAAUCUGUAGUGAACCAUAUGAUACAAGUCGAGGAGCCCAACACAAAUGUAUUCAUAGAGAAGAGAAGUCAUAUCUCUGCAAAAUCUGUGGUCAGUCAUUCUUUCAAAGAAGUCUUUUCACAUCUCAUAAACAUGUUCAUAUUGGAGAGAGGCCACAUGACUGUCAUACAUGUGGAGAAAAGCCAUAUCGCUGUGAUAUUUGUGGUGAAUCAUUUUCUUACAGCCAUAUUUUAACUACACACAUACGUGUUCACACAGGAGAGAAACCAUAUAAGUGUGAUAUCUGUGGAAAGGCAUUCUCUGAAAGGAGUCCCUUAAUAAAACAUGUACGUAUUCAUACUGGGGAGAAACCCUAUCAGUGUGAUAUAUGCGAUAAAUCAUUUUCUCAAAGAGGAUAUCAUGUGAAAUGGGCCUGA